GGAGAUUACUUGCAAGAAUGAUUUUGAUGGCCAGACGACAUAAAAAAGAAUUUAGGACUAAGCACAAUCGACCAAUACAAACGCCAUGAAGGACUAUCGUUCUCCUUUUCUUUCUAUGUUGUUGACAUGUUGGUUUUGUUUCGCGUUACCAAUGACUACGGGGGCUACGGAAUCUGGAGGACAUAAAGAUAUCCCUACCACAGCAAUUGCAGCCGCUAAUUUUGAUACACUCGUCGCUGCUCUUUCUCAAGCUGAUUUGGUAGGUGCACUAUCCGACCCUAACGGUCCCUACACUGUUUUUGCACCUACGGACGAAGCAUUUAUGUCGUUGCCCGACGGAUUGGUCGAUUGUUUAUUACUGGAUAGAAACAAGAAUGUCUUGACCAAUGUAUUGCUGUACCACGUUACAGUAGGAACAACUUUUUCAUCGGAUCUGCUAGAUGGAAUGGAAAUCUCAACUCUCUUAGAAGAGGAAGUCACAAUCAAUAUAAGUGAUAACGCGGUGAUGGUUAACGAUUCGAACGUCAUUUCGGCUGACGUCGAUACGUCAAAUGGAGUUAUCCAUGUCAUUGAUGGAGUUCUUGUCCCUCCCUCUAUCGACGUUACCGCUUUCCUCCGAACUUGCCCGUUGACGCAAGACCCAGACCCGGUGAAGUGCAGCUAUCUUGGCAUUGGCCGUUCUGCUGGACAAUACUUGACAGGUCCGACCCACACUUGCCUAUGCGCCCAGUCGGGUCAUUGGACAGACUGUGUCCCUAACGAAAAGAAGGUGAAAUCCGUUGAAGAUGUUGUUGUGAGCAACCCGAAACUUUCGACACUCGAAACUGCCAUCCGUGCGGCAGGCCUCCUUGGUGUCCUUGACGGUUCGGACGCUGCAACCCUAUUUGCUCCAGACAACCGAGCUUUUUCUCGAGUGCCUCCACCAGUUUUGGAUUAUCUUUUGACCAACACAGAUGUACUGUCAACGGUCCUUCGAUACCACAUUAUUCCAGGUGGCGUGUCUUCAGAUGACAUUGCCCUCGGUAGUUCCAUGGUACCAUCGUCGCUCGGCGAUCAAGAUUUUAUUGACUUCGAAAAAUCGUGCUGGUCCACUGUGGAGACUUGUCACGAAAUAUUUAGUAUCGCUUUGAAUGGCGAAAGUGAUGUCAUUGCCGCUGACAUUCGUGCAAGAAACGGUAUCAUCCAUGUCAUCGACGAGGUCCUGAUCCCCCCAAGUUUAGAAGCUGUUGUGGAGUCAUUACUUGGGUCGUUUUAAAGAAGUUGGAAGAAAGUAUUGUUGUCAGCAACCAUUUGUCGUUCGAACAGGGUAAACUCUGCCUAGCAGUACCAUGGAUUACAUACUAGAUCAUAUACUUCUACAAUCUAAUUAUUAAUAUUAUGUAUUG
Molecule: messenger RNA, 1385 nt
Organism: Pseudo-nitzschia multistriata
Lineage: Eukaryota; Bacillariophyta; Bacillariophyceae; Bacillariales; Bacillariaceae
Source: the annotation of a GenBank genome assembly